AUGUCCAAAUUAUUUAGACAUUUGAUAUAUUUUAUUAUAAAUGCAUCGCUGAUCUUUGCAAAAUUUGUUAGAAGAGACACCUGGGAAAGAAAUUCGGUACUAGGAUGUGCUUUCCAGUUGUCCAAGGUACAAAAUUGGGAUCAUAAAGAUUCUUCGACGGGACAAUUUUAUUACUCUGUUUGUAAUUAUAUGCCGGCCUUACAAUCAUGGGUAUUUUGCAUAAAUGAUGCUGUCAAUAGGUUUAGCCAAAACAAAGAUAAUACAGUGUUUAAUAAUAGUAUGGUGGACUUGAAAAAGACAUGUUCUUCAAUUAAUGCGUUGAUUAAUAGUAUUACGAUAGCAGACUACUAUGAAAUACUAAAUAAUGCAUCACAUGAUAUACGGCGAGAUUAUCCGUUAAAUGAGAAGGAAGGUCUUAUUAACUAUCCAAUAUAUAUCAACAGAACAACGAUCGAUCCGAUUAUCAACGCUUAUCAUAAUUAUUUUAGCAACACCGAUCGUAGUAAUUUUUCGGUUUACUAUUAUUAUGUUUUCUUCUUCGUGAUAUUCCUUGUUGCAACAAUGGUUAAUUAUCUGAAUCAUAGCAACAAUCUGCGAUAUUUUUCGAAGUGGAAGUCAUGGUGUAAGAUUAAGGGAUUACUUGUGAGGUGUCUCUAUAACGGACAUCAUACUGAAUAUGUUAAAUUUUUAGGGGAUGGUUUUAUAGGUUUACUACCAACAAGGUUGGAAACCACCAUAAUAACGAACUAUAUCACCUUAAAUGGAAUUAUGCUAGCGAUUGGUUAUAAGAUUGAUCCAACAAACUCAUUGUUCAAAUCAUCUUCCCUGCAAAUUUUACGACUUGUGGCUGAUAGAUCUGGUAUCUUAGCCUUUGGGAACCUGCCAAUUAUAUUUCUAUUCGGUACGCGGAAUAAUUUAUUGAUGACGCUAACUGAUUUUAAUUUUACUACAUUCAUUUCUUUGCAUAAAUGGGUAGGUCGUAUAAUGAUAAUUGACUCUUUGAUUCAUUCUUGCUGUUAUUUAUGCUAUUCGAUAGUUUCCGGAUCAUUUGUAUUCAGCGAACUUGAAUUGUAUUACAAAUGUGGUAUAGUAGCUAUGGUUUUAUUACUCUUAUUAUUUUUCCUCUCUCUGGGUUACAUUCGAAAAUAUUACUAUGAAGUAUUUUUGUACACACAUAUACUUUUGGCCAUUGGAUUUAUGGCGGCAUGUUGGAAACAUGUUGAAAACCUUGGUUGGAAAAAUUGGUUGAUAAUUUCAAUUGUAUUAUGGAUAGUUGAAAGGUUGGCAAGAAUAUUUAAUGUUAUAUUUAAUGGUGGACUUUUGAAUUCAAAGCUUUCCUUGAUUGGAACUAAUGAUAACACGGAAGAUAAUUUGAUCAGAGUGGCGAUACAGAAGAAGAAUAUGAGACCUCUUAAACCUGGCCAAUAUUUUUUCAUUUAUUUCAUGCAUCCAUUAAUAUUCUGGCAAUCUCACCCAUUCACAGUUAUUGAUGUAGUACAAGAUGAGAAGAUUAUUAUAGUUUUGAAACCUAAAAGUGGCGCCUCAAAAGUUCUUUAUGAUUCUUUAAGAAAGAAUUACAAUGCGUUAGACAUAAAGGUCGCCUUAGAAGGACCUUAUGGACAUAGUGCCCCGAUACAUCAUGCAGAUAAUAUUUUAUUGAUUGCAGCAGGAACGGGUAUACCUGGUCCAUUGUUUCAUGCAAUGGAUUUAACGAGUAGGUUUCAAGAACAUACUGGUAAGAAGAUCCAACUAGUUAUUAUUAUAAGAGAUAAAAGUAUAUUGAAUGCAUUUAAAGAUGAGAUUUUAACCUUGCGCAAUAAAGAUGUUGCUAUAGAUGUUUUCUUAACAAGAGAGGGUUCAUCAAAGUCUGUUUCUCAUCAUCACACGGAGUACACCUCACUUUUACCAAGAACACUUGACAUCGAAGAUAUAAAGACGUUUUCAAAAGUUUCCUUCGGUAGACCUAAUAUUGAAAAUAUUAUUGUAUCAUGCAUCGAACCAAACAAAAGACUGGCGAUUCUCUCUUGUGGAGCCCCUCAGUUCGAGGAUUCUUUGCGUAAUAUUACUUCAACGGUCAUUAUGAACCACCCAGAAUCAAAUAUUGACUAUUAUGAAGAAUUUCAGCGUUGGUAA
Messenger RNA from Maudiozyma saulgeensis, 2133 nucleotides. NCBI's taxonomy places the organism in Eukaryota, Fungi, Ascomycota, Saccharomycetes, Saccharomycetales, Saccharomycetaceae. The record is from the annotation of a GenBank genome assembly.